Mycena citricolor is the source of this 1900-nucleotide messenger RNA. The record is from the annotation of a GenBank genome assembly. Lineage: Eukaryota; Fungi; Basidiomycota; Agaricomycetes; Agaricales; Mycenaceae.
UCCGCCUCCAAGCUCGUGAUCAUUGUCAAGACAAGUCGCAUGAGCACAGCGACGCCGACUCUCUGAAGCUCACAGGCCCUCUCUCUACAUUCUAUCCUUUUUCGUUUAUCGAUGGUAGCUGCGCUUCCCCUGGACAUCUAUGUUGCGUUCCUCAGCCACUUGCCUCCGAACCGCACGAACGAUGAGAGCAUCCGUGUCCUGGCCCAGUUUCUUCGGUGCAGCAAGCUACUCAGGGAGGCAGCACUCGUGGGAUCUCUUUGGAAGGCUCACUACCGGACCCGAUACCUCUAUCCAAUCGAGAUUGUGGGCUCAGACCCCCAAUGGCGAAUCUUAUACGCCGAACGACGAAGAGCGGAUGCUAUUGCUCUCGAGAUCCUUGACACGAUCGCAUCGCAACGCCGAAGGCGCCCUGAGCAUGUAGCCCACCUCACGGCGAUGGGAUUCCAUAUUUGGGACGCGUUGGAGAUCGAGACCUUGCAGCCUUUACCCCCGAGCCUGGGUGGAGAUGCACGCGCGAAACCCCACAUGCUGACGCGUCGAUACUGGGCGCGCACGGCCAUGAACAUUAUCACACGACGAUAUGCUAUAGCCCAAUGGGGACCACUCACUAACGAUGAGCAGUCCCUGACGUUUGUCGAUGCCUUCUCCGUUCUCUCUUGCUUCUUCGGGACACCAGCUCGCGAGAUCUCCGACAGGCUGUCCUCGCUGAGCAGUUCUUGUCUGCGAUACUUGGCCGAUGAACGGAUCACCGUUGACUCGGCUGCUGCGGAUUAUCGACUGCCUGUGAUAUGCGAGCAGAUCUGUGUUUUCAUGAAGAGACAGGGAUUUGGACCAGUAGGACCACAAAGUUUUCACGACGUUUCCAAUCAAUUCCCGCACUUAUAUCUGACCAGCAAGAAACGAACGAUCCCCAUCGCACUGGUCCAUGUCUUCGUGCAUAUCGCUCACGGUCUGGGAAUAGAUGCCUCCCCCGUUGGAUUCCCCACUCGAGUGCUGGUUCACAUUCCCUGUCCUCCGGGACAAGACGACUUCCUGGUAGAUGUCUUUGGGGCGGAAGUGAAGACGAUUGUGACACUCAGAGACGACAUCCCUUUCAUGCUUAUGCGGCUGGGUAUUCCUCCAGAUCAGAUUGCAUCGUACAUUAUGCCAUGCGGGCCUGUUCCGAUGUUACUUCGCGCUGCAAGAAACAUCCUCUCCUUCUCUGGAACAGAGUUUUUGUCCCCAAUAACACAAUCAGCAAUUGAAGCCGCUGCGUCGAUUCAUCUUCUUUUCAACAGUGACGAGUUAUCGACAGCUCACAUGCUCCGGCAUAUCGACUUGGAUCCAUUGCACUGUACCACCGUCCUCGCAGAUAUUUCCGUUUUCAUGCACCGCGCACCUCGCGGUCUACUGCAGUCCACCUGCGAACAAGUCAUCAUGCAUGAGGACGAUCACGCGCAGGUCGUUCACCGGCGUUCCAUCGAAACCCCCGUGAGCCAUCGCGUCGGCAAAGUCUUCACGCACCGAUCAAGGCAAUAUACGGGUGUCAUCUUCGGUUGGGAUACCACCUGCGCGGCCAGCAUUGAAUGGCAAAGACAAAUGCGUGUGGCAGACCUUGCUCGGGGCCCAGCACAGCCCUUCUAUCAAGUUUACUCUUUGGAGGGGGGUCAACGCUAUGUCGCAGAGGAAAACAUUUCACACGACGUCGAUCUGACCUUGGAGCUUGCCUCCACUUUUCUGAGCAAUGUCGCGUCCCUUCCUCGCUUCUUUAGCGACGCAAUCACUGCCUCACCGAACAACCCGGGUCGCUGGCUCCCAAGCCCGGAGCUGCAGACCGCCUAUCCGGACGAUGUGUAUUAGAUACCUGCUCACGUAAUACUUGUGUGUGUUAAUGUGACAAACGCGUGACCCCCUUCACAAA